Podarcis lilfordi (Lilford's wall lizard) is the source of this 5244-nucleotide messenger RNA. NCBI's taxonomy places the organism in Eukaryota, Metazoa, Chordata, Lepidosauria, Squamata, Lacertidae. The record is from the annotation of a GenBank genome assembly.
AUGCUCCGGAGGCGGCCGGGCGCCUCUGCCCCGCCAAGUGCGCCCAAGCCCUCCAGGCGCCCAUGCCGCUCAGCCGCGCUCGCCCCUCGCCCAGACAUCUUGCUCAAUGCCCCCCAGCCCAGCCCAGCCCUGCCCUGCGCCGCCCGAGUCCAGCCCUUCCAACAACGGAUGCUGCGCGGGGAGAUCCUGCCCCUCACGCACAGCCACAAUACACACACACAUACACACACACCACAACACACACCCAGAAAGAAGCCUGCCCGGCGCCAAACCUCACCGGCGGGGCUCGGCUCACGUCCUUCCCUUGACUGGCAGCAGCAGCAGCAGCAGCAGCGCGGACGCUUCUCAGCGGAGUUCCGACUCCCGCUCGCCGCUUUCCUGCCCGGCCGCCCAUUCCGCCAGCAUCCCUUCUCCCUCCGCCGCCGCCGCCGCGCCGCCAGCCCGGCUCUCCCCGCAGCUGCACCAGCCGCCGCGGCAGCAGCAGCAGCAGCGAUUCACGCCGCACGCCCAGCCAGCAAUGGAACUCGGCCCUCGCCGACUGACAAGCGCCGGCAGCCAAUCGGCGCCUCCUCGGGCUCCCCGGGAGAGAGGGGCUCCCACCAAUGGCGGGAGGAGGGCUGCCCGCCCAGCCGCUUCCCCCGCCCACCCAGCCCCCGUGGUCGCCUCCUUGCUUCCUCGCGUUCUUCUUCGCCCCCUGCUUCAGUCGGCAGCUCGGCUUCCGGGAGCGCGGGAAGGAAGGGGCCGUCGGCUCCCGGUGGGGCUUUCGGGGGUCCGCAGCGCCGAGGUGCGCCCGCCUUGCCCGAGGCUUUGUUUAAGGUGGCUUCGGCCAUCCCCUUCCACCUUAACCGGGGGAUCGGAGGGACCCAGGGUCGAAAGAGAGGGGGCGGGGGACAAAUCGGUACCAAAGGUAUCACUGCUUCUUCGGGAGAAUACCUUUAGAGUAAGCGUUGCACGCAAGGAAGGUGGGAUUAGCAUCGCGGGGGGUGGGGAGUAUAGGGCAGAGCUAGCAAAAUAUGCCCCCAUGCUGAAGGAAGGUUUGCACCUGCUGCAAGCAGAAAGUGCACCUUUCUGAUCCCUUGUCCCUGAUCACUCCAGCCUUCCCCGUUCCUUUCCUCCCCAGCCCCUCUCCCCAUUUCCCUUUUCUUAUCUGAAAACUGGCAUCGUUGCGUUUAUAACAGAUAGGUAUUUCGGAAUGAGGCUGUGGGGUGAGGGAAUGUAGCAGAGCCAUUGGUAACAACAAAGGAGAGGUCGUGGCCAAGGAUGGAGAUUUUCCCCAGCAAUAGGGAGAGAACUUGUUUUUGUUUUCUGAGUUUCAUGCAACAUAGUCUGCUUCUCAUUCUCAAAGGCUAUGUACAGGUUAGCAACUUAGAACACAGUAAGGUUGACUUCACCCAAUAUGCAUUGCCUGUUUGGUUUCAACUACACCUGCUACCCCCCACCCACCCCACUGGAAAACACCUAUUCUCACAGCUGGCAUUUGCACAUGUGUCAAAACAGUCUCGAGUGUAUACAUCACAGUUUCAUCAUGAAGUGAAUGUGCCUUACAUUUUCAAAUCAGAUGGAAGCUGGUUUGAGGGGAAGUACAUCCAACAGCUGUAUUUCUCAAAAAUUACAAGGCAGAUACAAAUUGUGGCUAAUGUCAUAGAGCCAUAGAAUGGUAGAGUUGGAAAGGACCCAACAAUCCAGGAAUCAUAGCUACAGAAUCCUGGACAGAUGGCCACAUAACCUCUGCUUAAAAGCUUCCAAGGAUGGUGAGGCCACCACCUUCUGAGGGAGCCCAUUUGACUGUCGAACAGCUCUUACUGUAAGAAACUUAUUCCUAAUGUUUAGUUGUAAUCUCCUUUCUUGCUAUUUGAAUCCAUUGGUUCAUGUUCAACCCCUUGAAGCCUCAGCAAACAAGCUUGCUCCAUCCUCCAUGUGACAGCUCUUCAGAUAUUUGAAGAUGCCUAUUAUAUCUCCUCUCAGUCUUUUCUUUUCCAGACUAAGCAUACCCAACUCCCUCAACCUUUCCUCAUAAAGCUUGGUUUCCAUACCCUUGAUCAUCUUGGUCGCCCUCCCCUGCACACGUUCCAGCUUGUCAAUAUCCUUCUUAAAACUGUGGUGUCAUGUCAUAUGCACAUGACUUCAAACACUAUUGGUGGGGGCACCAGUAAUGUGUCCAGAGCCAAAUGAAUGGGAGAGCCCAUAACCAAAUAUUUAUAACAAUUUUGGAGCUUAUACAAUGUCCGUGGGUUAAAAGGAAGAUGGGACACAUACACUGUUAUGUAUUUCAUUGGCUUCAGAACAAAAAUAACUUGGAGAGUAAAGCAUGGAAGAGAAUCCUGUAAUCCAUGUUGUCUGGUGACAAUGUUGGAAAAAAUCUGUUCUUUGAGAACUUGUGGGUUCAAGGUACAUUUUUUCACCUUUGGUGGACGUGCCCAAAGAUUAAGGCUUUCUGGGAGAUGAUAUAUAAUGAAUUAAAAAAGGUAUUUAAAUAUACCUUCUUGAAGAAACCAGAGGCCUUUCUCCUAGGUAUAGUCGGCCAAUUGGUGUUAAAAAAGGAUAGAAUACUCAUUGCAAAGUAUUGGAAGACACAAGAGCUACCCACACUGGAGGAAUGGCAGAUGAAAAUGAUGGACUACAUGGAAUUGGCGGAAAUGACUGGCAGAAUCCGUGACCAGGGAGAAGAGUCUGUGGAAGAAGAUUGGAAGAAAUUUAAAGAUUAUUUACAGAAAUAUUGCAAAAUUAAUGAAUGUUAGAGUGCUGUUGGAUUGAAGUUAAGUGGCUUCUAGCUGUACAGGCUUUAAAGUUAUAAAUAUAUUAAGCUUAAGGAUUAGCAUUAAAAAGGUUAAAAGAAUGGAAAAAUUGGUUGUUAAUAGGUUAAUGUUAUAAUAUAUUAAGAUUAAGGAUUGGGAUUAAAAAAGAGGGAAAGAAAUUGCUGGAUUAACAAACUGAAUUGGAAAACAAAAGAGGGAGGUAUGAGGAGGUCCGGGAAACAAGUAAAUGUAAAAGAAGUCAUGAAAAGACGGAAUUUUUUUUAAACUGUUUUUUCUUUUUUCUUUUUUCCUUUUGUAUUUUGUAUUGUGUAUUUUUCUUUUUAUUCUUAAAUUUUUCUUUUUUAUUAAUGUGAUUCUUUCUUUGCGAAACUAUAAUAAAUAUUAUUUUUUUUAAAAAAAGAGAGAACUUGUGGGUUCAGUUCCACACAUUUGUGUGUGUUGAUACGCAUUCGUCUCACUUCAAGAUUAGCACCCUGUAUUUGGUACAUGUGUGGUGGAAGUGAACUCCAACUAAGUCAUACGCAGACCCACUGAAAUCAAUUAUCUACUCUGAGUACAGUAUAACCAAUAUUGUAUAUUACCCAGCUGUAGCAUGUCUUUGCAUCCUUUACCAUGUGAAUUUGGCAGUAUAUGCUGUACAUUUAUAGGCACCUGUCAACCAUACCACCUCAGGAGAAAUAUCAAAGUUUUUCUAUAAUGCUAAGGCACUUGUUCCAUUAAUAUAUUGGUCUUUCUGUGAGGAUUUAAGCCUUUCAACAACCCUUUGAGAUAGGCUAGGCUGCAAGAUUGUGACUUGAGCAAGACCACCCAGUGAGCAUCAUAGCCAAGUGUGGAUUUCAAUAGGGACAAAUGUGAGGCUCUGCAUUUAGGCAGGAAGAACUAGCUGCACAAAUAUAAGAUGGGAAACAUCUGGAUUGCCGGUAGUCCAUGUGGAAAGGAUCUAGAGGUCUUAGUAGACCACAAGUUUAACAUGAGUCAACAGUUUGAUGCAGCAGCAAAAAAUAUAUGCUAAUAAUGUUCCAGACUGCAUCAACAGAACUAUAGUGUCCAGAUCACAAUACGUUUCCAAGCACAAUUCAAAGUGUUGGUGUUGACCUUUAAAGUCCUAAACUGCCUCAGUCCAGUAUACCUGAAGGAGCGUUACCACCCCCAUCGUUCUGCCCGGAUGCUGAGGUCCAGCGCUGAGGGCCUUCUGGUGGUUCCCUCAUUGCAAGAAGCAAAGCUACAGGGAACCAGUCAGAGGGCCUUCUCAGUAGUGGCGCCCGCCCUGUGGAACGCCCUCCCAUCAGAUGUCAAAGCAAUAAACAACUACCUGACAUUUAGAAGACAUCUGAAGGCAGCCGUGUUCAGUGAAGUUUUUAAUGUGUGACAUUUUAAUGUAUUUUUAAUGUUUGUUGGAAGCCGCCAACCCAGACAGAUGGGUGGGGUACAAAUAAUAAAUCAAUAAUAAUAAUAAUAUCAAGGGAUGUUACAGUCCUGCUCUAUUCUGCCUUGGUCAGACCACACCUGGAGAACUGUGUCUAGUUCUGGGAACCACAAUUUAAGAAAGAUAUUGACAAGCUGAAACAUGUGCAGAGGAAGGCAACCAAUAUGAUCAAGAGACUGGAAACCAAGCCUUCCAAGGAACGGUUGAUGGAGUUGGGCCUGGAAAACAGGAGACUGAGAGGAGAUAUGAUAGCCAUCUUCAAAUAUGUAAAGGGCUAUCACAUGGAGGAUGGAGCAAGCCUGUUUUUUCCUGCUUUGGAGGCUAGGACCCGAACCAAUGGAUUCAAGUUACAAGAAAGGAAAUUCCAACUAAGCAUCAGAAAGAACUUUCUGACAGUAAGGGCUGUUCAACAGUGAAACAGACUCCUAUGAGAGGUGGUGGCCUCUUCUUCCUUGGAUGUUUUUAAGCAGAGGCUAAUUGGCCAUCUGUCAUGCAUGAUUUGGUUGAAAUUCCUGCAUUGCUGGGGGUUGGACUAGAUGACUCUCAAGAACCUUUCCAACUCUAUAAUUCCAUUAUUCUAUGCUAAAAAUCUCAGAUUCUUACACUGUGUAAUUUAUGACAGAAAAUUAUAAGUUCUCUUAAAGCCUUACAGCUUGAAACAUUUUUCAGGCCUGAGGGGACUUAGGAUGUUUGUGUACAUAGCAUGUCAAUAUAAAAUAGCUAAAAGCCCAGCAGGAAACUGCAUUUUAAACAAGUUACCACAAUGUAUACUGCCGAUUCUGUUUAAUUCAGAAUUAGUUACAAGUAUCAUCAAUAUCAACGCUGCGUUGUAUGUAUUUUGUCAAUCCACAGAGAUCUGCAGCAACUGUACAGAAAUCCAAAGUGCCACAGCAAACGGAACAUGAAGACACUUUUCUUCCGUGUAGCAACUCAACUUACAAAAUCUAAAAACAAAACCUUUCAAUCUCUUCAGUAAAAGCACCCCACAUUUCUUAAACUGCAAAGCACUUAAAGAGCAAAGCAUUGAUCCCAGCGCUAAUAAAAUCCAUGGCUGCAUGUCAA